Molecule: messenger RNA, 454 nt
Organism: Acyrthosiphon pisum (pea aphid)
Lineage: Eukaryota; Metazoa; Arthropoda; Insecta; Hemiptera; Aphididae
Exons: 4
Coding region: 28-330 (100 amino acids)
Source: RefSeq, a predicted model, not a curated record
CAAGGAAAAUGCAGUGAUAUAGAAUAUAUGAAAUGUGAUAUCAAGGUUAAAAAAAUACUAAGUUGUGGGCAUACACUUGAGAAAAAAUGCUAUGAACAAUUUAAUUGCAUCGAAAUUUGUGACAAACUCAACUCAAAUUGUUUAUUUAGGCAUUUAUGCAAGAAACCAUGUGGUGUAAAUUGUGGUUUAUGUACAUAUCCUAUUCCAAUAAUAAUGAAAUGUGGACAUAUUUCAGAAUUAUCUUGUUCUCAAGAACCAAACACAGUAGAAUGUUUAGAAUGCAAGGAGGGUAAUCAGAUACCUCCAAUGUCAACAGCCAAGAAAUUAUAACAAAUUUGGUCCUGAAAAUAAGAUUUUAGCCAUAAAGGUUCUGCAAGAACGUUUGUAAAAAUUAAAAAGUAAAUCAACAAGGAAAAAAAUGAAAUUUUUAGCAAAUGGCGUUUAUUGACUGAUA